CUCGCUCCACCUUGACGCUCAGGUAAACGGAUUCGUUGGAAAACUUUGAGGAAGCUGCAGGUUUCGUGGAGCGGAGUCGCUGUAAGGGACGUGGAGGAUGGUUUAAAAUCUAGACUUCUUUAAUGUAGAAGUCGGAGGAGACGACAUUGACCAGGGAGCGAGUCUGUGGACGAGUCUGCCACCUCGGAGCCAGUAAGUCAUGUCUGCUGAGAGCACUGGCAGUCUGAGGCACAGCUCAGGGCGUGGUAGCUACAGGCACAGAGCGAGCCAGAGCAGCAGCCAGAGGUCGUCCUACGAGGAGCGCUGUGUGGACCCGGUGGAAGAGAGGCCGCCGAGCCCAGAGCCCAGGACCAUCCACAAAGCUCACCCGAAGGACGCAAAUGGGAAGGAGUCCGAGACCAUUGGCUUCAUUCCUGGCUCCGCCGACCAUUCCCCUUCGGCACAGAGCUGCAACCCCUGCACCUCUCCGGGGAGCUGCAGGACCUUUAUAUGCAGCGUGCUCACCUGCGGCCUGUACAGGGUCUGUCAGGGUUCCACUCUUGCUCCGUGCCUUGCGCCAAACGAGAGCUCUCCAGAUGAGCCAGAGAAGGUGAGCCUCCAAAGUGUGAGCCCAGGAGACAACAAAGAGGAGGAUCACACCGACUGGCUUGGGGAUCUCCACAUCGCUGGAGUCAAAGUGGACCGUCCAAGGGAGUAUUUAGAGGUCGAACCCGUGUUUCCGGCCGGUGUUCAAACACACCCCGGCAAUCCGUUCCUGCAUGAGUCCAUGAGGUUCGACGACUGGGAGGAGGGCACAGAGGACCUGGACUCUCUUAUUGCCAAAAAGUUGCUGGAGCUCUACUCUGAAUAUCAAAUCGACGAGCUGGCGAGGUGCACCUCAGACUCUGUGUUUCUGAGGAAGAGCAAGGACAUCAAUCAGCUCAUCAACUCGCUGGCAGAGGAGCACAAAAUGGACGAGCAGGAAGCGGAGUGUCGGCUGGUGCGUGGCAUCAUCCGCAUAAGCACCCGAAAGAGUGGGAGGAAGAGGCCGACCCCGUCCAGGAUGGAGAGGACACUGUCGGACAGCGGGAAUGAGACAAUGAGGGAGAGCGAUUCCUUCAGAUUCAGCAACAACAAUGACUACAAAUCAAAUCCAAACAUCCAAAUAUCCGAACUGACCUCCUCUGACAAGUGUGCCAGGGAGAUGUGGAGACACAAUGGAGGUCAUACAUCUAGCUCAGCCUACUCGCCCUCUCGCACUGAGACUAGCUCCUCCGGUGUCUCAAUGAUUGGCUCCUCUGUGAGAACAUGAUUACUGCCUCAAGCUGCUGGUCUAUGCUUGAAUAAUUUGUCCUGCUGUGUCCACAAGGUCAGUUAUGAGACAUUGAAAGGAGACACUACUUGCACAGGAGUCACUGGCUGAGCCAAGCUCUUUGAAGAGACCAUGGUUUUUCAGUGGAAAAAGAAAAUGUGAAAAUUCACAUUGUCUUGAAGGACUUAAAGUGAACUCAGGGCUCUGUGUUAUGGUUGAUGAAUGUUAUGUGUAUAUUUGAAGGAUUGCUUGAUGGAAAUCACCAGCAGCUUUUGAAGGAGUUGUGUUCCUGACUCUUAUCUGCUGGUUAGAUUAUUUUGCUGUUAAAUUUAGUUCUAUAAAAAUGAAUUGAAGAGUUGUGUUUUUCACAUCAUCACUGUAGAUUUGAUGUACACAUUUGUGUGUUGGAUUUUAAGCUGUUCUCUUGAUUAGUUUUAUAAAACCUAUUUACAGCUGGUAAUUCUACAUUAUGAUCAGAAAUUAUGCUUUUCAUAAUUUGACAAAUUCCAAUUUGAAUUGACCAGUAAAGCGAAAUAAUGAAGUGGUUGUAUUUGGCCUGAAGAAAAAUACAGUUUUAUAUCAUGGGCCAUAAAUGAUUUGCGUGCCUGGUAGUACACUACAAAUAAGAACGUGUUUUUAUUGUAAAUGGUGAUACUAAAAACAAACGGGGGAAAAACAUGUCAAUGAAGGGUUCACCUCAUUUGCAUUUUUGCAGAGAUUUAAUUGAGAAGAUUGAUACUGCUCUGAUGUCUUUACGCUAGAAGGAAUUGGCAAAGACAGCCAAUUAGCUUAGCUUAGAAUUUAGACUGAAAAUAGAUGGGAAUACCCACUUGGAUCUUACCAAAGGUAACAAAAUUGGCCGAGCUAAACCUCUUUUACAUGCAUUAUUUUCUUUAUUCAUUAAAUCGAAAAAAUUUAAAAACGAUUUUGGAUCAUUUCUUUACCAUAACCUUUUGCAGCUAGGUUUUUUGAAAACAAUGCUAUGAGAUGUUUUUAGUGAGGUUAAAGCUUCUGUGGAAGGUUUUCAAAAAGCGGCAUCACCCACGUAGAAGACACAGACUUCAAGGUGUCAAGAGAGUUUGCGGUGAUAAGAGUGGUGUCUGGGUGCUGUAAAGAAGCAGCAGUUGAAUUAAUAUUUUACUUCCUGCCUCAGCCUGCUGUACGGCUGCUCCACCUCUCACCUGAAUAAUGUGGAGGUUUCGAUGCUGUUGGGAACGUGCCUGUGCAGAGAACCUCCUGCGGUGUUGUGCACGUGUGAAAGGCAAUGUCCGGGUAAAACCCCGACCAAAUUCUCUGGACUUUACCCACAGGUCAUGUCUGAAAACGGCUUGACAUGACAUCUGCCGCUAGCUGGGCAACUGAAUGUAAAACGGACAUGUAGCUGGCUCAUGCUACACAAUAAAGCAAUUCUGCAAGCAGUUACAUGCUAGCCAAACCGCUGACUGCCUAGGCACUUCACAACUUGCUAACCAUCCGUGUUGUGAUUGAAACUCAGUCAGACACUCCUCCUCGCUCUUAUUGGUGAUCUAGUUACAGGACCGUUGGAUUCUACUAAGUUGUAGUACGAGCUCUAGGUGGAGCCGGAGGAGCCAGAUUUUGUUUUGAUAUUACCUGCCUCAUGUUUUAGAUAUGAUACCAACAGUUUUAGCACUUGUGACAAAAAGUUUAUGUUUGUAAAUGUUCCCUACUGCACCUUUUAAAAAGUGCUGGUGGGCAUUUUAUCUUUGGACAUAUGUAGCUCUACCCCGUGUUUUUUUGCCUUUAAAAUUCAUUAUCUUUUUGGUUAUUAUUUGCUUAUGUCUACGACAACCAAAAAAGAACGUUAGCUUUCACCUUGUUUUGUCAAAUUAAGUUUUUUUUAUUUCCAGUGUGGCUUUUAUGUUGUGUGUUUAGUGUAGUGCACAGUGUUGUUAUAUUGUAACAUGAAGUUCAUAUGAAGUAGAUAGCUUUUAAUGUGUGACACUGUUUUUGGCUUUGUGAGCUGCAGCUGUACUUCAUGUUGUGUCAAGGACUAUAACCUACUGUACCAGGCGGUCUCACGAGGUGAAAGCCUGUUUUUCAUAUUAAUACACUUUGCUGUGUUUGCUCUUGGAUCCUGGUGGGAAUUUGUCCAGGUGACUCAAGGGGAUUUUUCUUCAGCACUGUGGCCGUCUUAUCAGCAUUAGUUUAUGGUCGCUGUUGAGCAUGGACCUUACAGUAACGGCUUCAUUUAAUACACAUGGGUAGCUUGUAUACUUAUUCUAAACAUAACUAAAUUUUAAAAUGUCAGUGUAAGGAAUAUUUAACUAUUAUUUGUCUUGAGGUACGGGGUCCAAGAUGCUUGAAAUAAGUCAAUGUCAUAAUUUGGCUGCAACAUCAGUUUUGUUAUAAUUGAAUGAGUAAAACAGGUUGUUCUGGUUUGUGUCAUGAUGAAAAAAAGAGUAAAUUGACUAAUGAGGCUUGACAAAUGUGCUAACUGUAACAUGCUUUUUUAUUCCACUGGAAAUUUCUGCAUCUUCAGUUCAUUCGUACAAUGUACCAGAGUUUGUCUUGUAAACACUUGGGUCUUCACCAAAAGGAAAUGUACGUUUUCAGCAAAGAUGUGUUAGCAUUCACAAUAAACCAUCUUUUAACUGAUGUCUUGCUGUAAACCAAUAAAGUGAAUUAAGUGAAACUAAA
Molecule: messenger RNA, 3949 nt
Organism: Platichthys flesus (European flounder)
Lineage: Eukaryota; Metazoa; Chordata; Actinopteri; Pleuronectiformes; Pleuronectidae
Gene: kdf1b
Product: keratinocyte differentiation factor 1b
Exons: 4
Coding region: 200-1291 (363 amino acids)
Biological process (GO): regulation of epidermal cell division; keratinocyte development
Cellular component (GO): cell junction
Source: RefSeq, a predicted model, not a curated record